Molecule: messenger RNA, 1065 nt
Organism: Nymphalis io (European peacock)
Lineage: Eukaryota; Metazoa; Arthropoda; Insecta; Lepidoptera; Nymphalidae
Product: alpha-tocopherol transfer protein-like
Exons: 7
Coding region: 105-1037 (310 amino acids)
Cellular component (GO): membrane
Molecular function (GO): phosphatidylinositol bisphosphate binding
Source: RefSeq, a predicted model, not a curated record
UAUUAACCAGUUUAGCAGGCAGCAGCUUGUGACGGCCUUCAUCUUACCUGUUUGCUCAAUUCAAUUUUUACAUUUGAAAAUUCCUUGUGUGGACCGUGUUGAAGAUGACGUUAAGACCUUUACCGCCUUUACUAAAGGAAAAAUCCCAGAGAGAAAUCAAUGAGGACCCUAACAGAAUUUCUUCUGACAUAUCCGCAAUAAGACAAUGGAUGGAAAAACAACCCCACUUAAAAUCAGUUAAUCCUAGUGAUCAAUGGCUUCUUGCAUUUCUACGCGGAAAUAAAUUCAGUCUAGAAAAAACUAAGAAUAAGUUAGACAUGUGUUACACUCUACGGACGGUUGUCCCUGAAAUAUUUAGCAAUAGAAAUCCAUUCGACCCCACUGUGCAAGCCAUUCUAAAUAUGGGAAUUUUUCUGCCACUAAGGGUAUGUGAAUCGGAAGAUUCGUGCAGAAUUUGUUUGCAGCGGUUCAAAGAUUUUGAUUCUUCUAAAUAUCGUUUCAUUGAAGUUCUGAAGGUUUGCUUUAUGAUUCUCGAAAUCAUGAUUCUUGAAGAUGAUAACUUUAUAAUCGCUGGAGAGGAGUUAAUUGUAGACGCCGCGGGUUUGGACUUGAAUAUCCUCAGUCAAUGGACUCCUUCUUUAGCAAAAAAGUGUGUAACUAUUUUUGAGAAAGCUCUGCCCGUGCGUGUAAAGAGUAGCCAUAUUUUUAACAUUUCUUCUGGAUAUGAGUCAGCGUACAAUUUGUUAAAGAUAUUUCUGAGUGAAAAACUUAAAAAGAGAUUUCAUAUUUACGGCAAUGGUUUUGAGUCAUUGUAUGAUGUUAUAUCACUUAAUAUAAUGCCAAAAGAGUACGGCGGUGAACAGGGCACAGUGCAAGAACUAACGGAUUAUUGGAAGAAGAAAGUAGAGAGCUAUAGCGACUGGUACCUUCGCGAGGAGUGUGCAUGUUCAGACGAAUCCCUGAGGCAAGGCAAUCCCAAUACGAGUUCUAGUCUCUUCGGCGUUGAGGGUUCUUUCCGCAAAUUACAAGUUGAUUAAAAUAAUAUUUAGCAUGAAUGGGAUAUUC